GCAGGAAAGACUAAAGGGAUUUACUAGCUCUGCAGCCAUGGAAGAAGAGCCCGGUGUGGACAUAGAAACUCUCAUAGAUGAAUUUGAAUAUAUUCCUGGUCAUUUCCAUUUGGAAAUGAAUCUGAACUUUGAAUCUUGCACCCCAGCAGAGUUUCGCAGACGGGACAUCAAACUAAAACGUGAUGCCCUUCAGUUCCAGAUAGAAUUUGACUCUAGUUUCCACCACUCUGCAAUCAGAAAUCUGCUUGGGGUAUUUUCUUUCUAUCUAGAUGAGAUUGAUAGUGCCAAGGAGAUCUUUGAUAACAUCACCAAGCAAGAAACCGAUAACUUAAAUGCAUGGGCCAACCUGGCAUAUGUGUAUGACAGGCUGAAUUUGGAGGAAGAGGCUUCACACUGCACAGAUAGGAUAUCCCAUCUGAUGGGCCUGGAUGUAGAGGAUAGGGGCAGCAAGGAGCCCAGGCUUAGGGCUGCCCGCUGCCUGGCAGAGCAGGGCUAUGCCCAUGCCUAUGAUGUGGGGUUGCUGAAUGAAGAGGACAGCAUGGAGAAAAUGGUGACUGGCAUUAAUCUGUAUGAUAAGGCCCUCGACUUCGGCAAACACAAGAUCUCAUUGGAAGAGAAAAGGAGCUGGUUUUUCACAAUGGCCUCUCUCUGUAUGCGGGUAGAUGAAAUCUUCAUGAUAAAAGAAGAACCUGAACAGAGCCGAUUGUUAUUUUUUAACAAGACAUUGAUGUUGCUCCGUGACGCUGUGAAGUCCUCCCACAGUCAUUACAGAGCUUUGUCCUGGUGCUACAUUGGAAUGAUGCUGGAAAAACAACAGACAUUUUCCACCACGCCGAUGGGAAUCCAUGAUUACGGCUUUUCAGGAACCGACCCACUGGACUGCUUUAGCAAGGCUAUAGAAAUAGGCAAAGGCGACCCCGUGACACUGAACCGGCUGGCGAAAAUAUUUCAUUUCUUGGGAAAGCAAGAAAUGGCUACAGGAAUCUGUAACAUGGCACUGGAUGCACUUCAAGAUCCAAAGCUGAACUGGCAGGCGUACCUCACCCGCUCCCAGAUUUACAUCAGAAUGUAUGUGAAAGACCUAGAAAGGGCAAAGAUGGGAUUAUGUGGACUGCCAGACAGAAACCAUCUUACCAAUGCCAAGUCAGACCUGGACAGCAUCAUACAUGUGUAUCCCUGCCUGAAGACAUACCUGGAAAUGGGACAAGUCUGUUAUUACAUGGGUGUGGAUGCUGUCCAAGAACUGCUACUGACUGAUGAAAAUGCAAUCAAUAACGCAUUAGUCUGCAUUGCCAAAGCCAUAGAGUUUGACUUGGGUGAUACUUUCCCUGAACUCCAGCUCCUGAAAGGAAAAUGCCUAAGGGUAAAAGGUGAAGAACGAAAUGCUAUUGAGUGUUUGAAGCGGGCAAUUCAGCUGGACAACAAAGGCUCGCUGGGCACAGAGACCUUCCGAUGCCUAAUGGAGACACUGCUGAGCCUGUACCACCAGAACAAAAUGGACGCCACAGAUCUCAUCCAGGAAGUAGAAUUCUGGGUUAAACAGACUCAGGAAAAACACACACCAGAAGCUGUCAGCCUAGAGCUACAGACUGUUUGCAGAAACAACACAACAGAAGUCGUGAAUCUUUCCAAAGCAAUGAUCGCAAUGGGCAAAAUGGACUUGGUGAAGCUUUUGUUUCAGUCUAUGAAAGUCAAUGGCAAGAGGCCAAGUCUAGGUGUAAGGCCAAGUCUAACACUAAGCAACCGGUCAUCUUCCAUCUAA
Messenger RNA from Nanorana parkeri, 1762 nucleotides. It is a transcript of the gene TTC22, whose product is annotated as tetratricopeptide repeat domain 22. The transcript has 7 exons. The record is from RefSeq and is a predicted model, not a curated record. The coding region runs from base 38 to 1762 and encodes 574 amino acids. Lineage: Eukaryota; Metazoa; Chordata; Amphibia; Anura; Dicroglossidae. Gene Ontology annotation, molecular function: protein binding.